Molecule: messenger RNA, 2242 nt
Organism: Cannabis sativa
Lineage: Eukaryota; Viridiplantae; Streptophyta; Magnoliopsida; Rosales; Cannabaceae
Product: F-box protein CPR1-like
Exons: 1
Coding region: 662-1810 (382 amino acids)
Molecular function (GO): protein binding
Source: RefSeq, a predicted model, not a curated record
UAAUAAAAUAAGUGGUGUAUUGAUAAAAUUAUUCUUAUUUUAAUUUGGUAAAGUAAAUGUAUGUGUAUUAAAGUUUUUUAUUUAAUUAUUUUAAAUUAAUUGAUUAUUUCUUUAUAGAAAUUAGUAAUAUAAUGGUCAUUACAUAGCUUUAUAGAUAUAAAGAGUAUUAUACUAUCCAUUGUAAAAAAGAUUACAAUGAGUAAUAAUAUGUACACAUAAAUUUAACACAAACUUAUGUGAUAAGUUAUUUAAAUAAUUGAGACUUAUCUCAAACAAAAAUAAUUUAGUUAAAAUUACCUAUAACAUAAGUGUGUAUAAAUUUGUGUGUUCACGUAUAAUUACUUAAAAAUCAAUACAGGUUUUAAACUUUUAAGUGGGUAAUAAAAAUGCUCUAUUUGAAAAUAACUCAACACACUCACACCUCUUCAUUCAAAAUCUCCAAUCACUCUGCAUACCAGUUAAGUCUAAUUUCGUGUGAGGCCACCAUUAGCUUCUUCUUCUUUAAUAGUUUUUUUUUUUUUUUUGGCAAGACUUUAAUGGUUUUAUGUGUGUAUAUAUUAAUGGGGUUUUCAUUAGAAUUGGCAACAUAGGUCACUUGGGUUGAAGCUUUUUUCCAAUCCCAUUGUCUGUAAGUAUUUCGAUUUUCAGAAAGAAAAAACUAAUGGGGUCGAAGCGUGAGAAAGAAGAAGAUGAAAAAGGUAUACCUUGUGAUUUUCUUAUGGAGAUUCUUUCAAGACUAGAUGCUAAAUCUCUUAAGUUAUGCGAGUGUGUCUCUAAAUCUUGGCUCUCUCUGCUACGGGCUCCUUAUUUUAUCGAUCUUCACUUCCACCAUCAUCCACCUCUACCUCGCCUAGUUUUCCUCCAUGACAAGACUAAAAGGUUCGUUCACUCUUUAUCCAUUUGUGAUUCUGAAACUUUUGCUGAGAUUUCUUCACACAAAUUUCCCUUUAUUGAAAAGGGUACAACAAAGCUAACACUUAUGGGCAGUGAUAAUGGUGUUUUAGGCUUUUCUCAAGGUGAUAGGAUUUAUUUAUGGAAUCCCACCAUUAACGAGUUUAAACAACUGCCCCCUUCUACUCCUUGUGUGUGUGAUUAUACUGUAGUUGGACUCGGCUAUGAUCACUUGACCACUGAUUUCAAAGUGGUCCAGUUCACAUCUAUAGAUGAGGAUGGUAAUGAAGCUGGCUUUAGUAGCGUGUUUAAAGAGGGUAACCCUGUUUGGAUUUAUAGUUUGAGAAGCAAUUCAUGGAAAAAAAUGGCAAUGCCUAACUUAUUGUCAGAUUUUGAAAUACCUACUUCUGAUCUAACUAUUACUCGUGUUGUGGGUUGCUCUGUUGUUGUUAUGGCCUGCAUUAAUUGGAUAGUGUGUUUUGGAAAUAGAACUGAUCAUCUCCAAUCAUCUUUAGGGAUAUUUUCUUUCGAUUUAAGUACGGAGAAAAUUAAGCUUAUAAAGCAUCCUCAAAUCGAAGAAGGGUAUCAUUUUAGGAAGCUAACUAAGUUUUCUGGGUGUCUUUGUUUUUUCACUUCUGGUUUAUACCAAGAAUCAGUUCACAUUUGGGUUAUGAAAAAAUAUGGUGACUCGGAUUCUUGGUUCAAAUAUCGGUCAAUUAAUUUAUGCAGUCUUCUUCCAUAUUCUAGCUGCAUUCCAAAAGAUUUUUUGAACAAUAAGAAUCUUUUAAUUUCUUGCACUGACUCUAAUUAUUGGUAUUCUUAUGAUACAAAGAAUAAGAGGCUAGAAAAUAUGGGUAAAAGAAUUGGUGUGUUGGAGUCUACUACAUAUGUUGGAAGUACUUUUAAGUUAAAUGGUUAAUAAUGUCUUUAAAAUGUAGAUACUGCUUUACUUGAGAGUUUGUGUAAAUAUAUGUUUGGAAACUUGAGAGUUGUUUCAUGCUGCUUUACUUGUGAUGUUGGCUGCAAAUUCUUCAGUAAAGCUACAAAUCUAUAUGACUAUUGACUGGUUUAUAAUUGAUGCUGAUGCAUCUUUGGACACGAGCCUAACUCUUUGGUUAAGUUCUUAAUGCAGUUAGCACCUUGGGUACUUAAAAUGGUGAUCCCUCAAAAGUGUAGUUCUUGUUGUUUAAGACUGGUGAAUGAGUUUGUGUUUAUUAGUUUUCCUGGUUUGUGAGGAUGUUGUUUUUUGUGUUUCGAAACUCCUUGUAUGUUGUUGGUUAUGUUUGUUUCCUGAGAUUUUAGUUGUACAAUUAUAUUUAUAUAUCUAAACUCUUUCCUUAUCCCUAGAAAA